ACCUCCAUUCUGCUUUCACUUUAACCCUAAAUGUGAACCGAAAACACGGAUGUGCUAAUCAUUUGCUACCAGGUCUGUCUACUGAAGCAGCAGCACAGGGUGGGCAUGUCACGGAGCUGAAGUUGACUUCUGAGUCAAGAGAAGACUAAAGGCAUGGAGGAUGCGGAUGAAAGCCGGCUGGAGGAACUGUUGAUGUGCCCGGUGUGUCAGGACAUCUUCAGGGACCCCCGUCAGCUGCCCUGUGGACACAGCCAGUGCAUGGACUGCCUGACAAACCUGCUGGACCACUCCACAGACGCACCUUUCCGCUGCCCAGACUGCAGGGCCCAGUUUGGCGCCGUCGUGGAGUUGCAGAAGAGCUACGCGUUGGCCAGCAUCGCAGAGGACUUCAGACUGAGCAAGAGGAGGAGGGAGAAGCAGGCUGAACGCGUGUACUGCGACCGUUGCCCCGAGACGAAAACCCCGGCUUUUAAAUCCUGCCUGAAGUGCGAGGUGUCGCUGUGCAGAGAGCACACCAAGGACCACCUGGAGCUGCGGGCGUUCACGGGACACCCCCUGGUGGAGCCUCUGAGCGACCUGCUGGAGAGGAAGUGCCCACAGCACCAGGACCAGGUGCUCCGCUACUACUGCAGCUCGUCCAGGCGCUACAUCUGCAACGUGUGCGCCCUGCAGGGCAAGCAGCUCAGCGCGGCCUCCGACGCCUCCGCUGUCCUGCGGCGCCAGCUCACCGACUACAUGGAGGAGCACUUUAAAUUACUCCGGGAGCAAAUUACAGAAGCUGCAAAUGCCGCAAACAGCCAGCGCGAAAGACAGAGAGGAAGUGCUCUUGACCGUCUCAACGGCGUCACGGUGGUCCUGCUCUUCCUCUGGUUCAUAGUUCUGUACUACGCCUACAACUACGGCGUGGAAAACCAGACGCUGACGGACGCUCUGGAGAGGCAGCAGAGCCGCGUGCAUCAGAUUUAUUCCAGCAUCGCAGAACACAUGGUCGACUCUCCCCUGAAGAGCCACAGAUCCUCACGAACGCAGGACGAAGGGGCCGUCAUGCUGGACCUGGACACCGCCAGCCGUCUCCUCGGACUCUCCGCAAACCUGCGAUCAGCGGAGAGGGUGAAGGCGGCGCUGCAUUAUCCGGACAGCGCCGGGCGCUUCGACGAAGCCCCGCAGGUGCUCUCCAGCCCGUGCUUCUCCUCCGGCGCCCACGUCUGGGAGGUGGAGGCCGAGGGCUGCUGGGACGUCGCCGUGUCCUACAGGAGCGUCGACAGGAAGAGCCGGGGAGGCAGCACGUUCGGACACAACGCCGAGUCCUGGAGCCUCGCCCACAGCGAGCGGGGCGAGCUGUCGGCCCGCCACGACAAGCACGAGACCGCUCUGUCCGGCUCGCUGCCGAGCGGCAGAAUAGAGGUGGAGGUGAACUUUGAGGAGGGCAGGAUCCGCUUCAGCGCGGCGGACCCCGCCAAGACGCUGCUGCACGAGUUCAAGGCUGAGCUGACGCAGCCCGUGUGUUUGGGUUUGGGCCUGUAUCACGUGGACCCGCCCAGCAGAGCCUCCAUUGUGAAGGUUUCAUGAAGAACACAUGCACAGGGAUGCAAAACGCAGCAAAGGCGGGGGUCACCUCGCUGAAGCCCGGUGGCCAAUCACAGCUCAGGGACAUCUAGUCCAGAACGAGCUGGUUGGUUGUAUGAAUAAACUUGUUUGGGUGUAAGUUUUCA
Molecule: messenger RNA, 1712 nt
Organism: Fundulus heteroclitus (mummichog)
Lineage: Eukaryota; Metazoa; Chordata; Actinopteri; Cyprinodontiformes; Fundulidae
Product: E3 ubiquitin-protein ligase TRIM11
Exons: 9
Coding region: 154-1569 (471 amino acids)
Molecular function (GO): zinc ion binding
Source: RefSeq, a predicted model, not a curated record